AUGCUGAUCCCGUUCAUUCUAGACGCUGUACCCCAGUCUCUGGCCACCCUCCUCGAACAUGCUGAAGCGUCUACUGCCGAUGGCCGUCCCACCAAGCGGCGCAAGGUUACCAAGCCAGGCAAAAAUAGUCUGAGACAAAGCAAUGGGAUCUCGGCCACGGGAAUCACUUUGGGCUACAUUCCAUUAGCGCGGUUGGCAUUGCGCCUGAAUUUCUCCCACCCCGCUCCGUCCAAAAGUAAAAAUGAUGAUCGCGCUUCCUCAAACUCGCUCAGCUGGGUUCCUGUCUUCAUAGAAGCCAGAGGUAAUCGGCCACUUGAUAACCCCCAGGACAAUGCCUCCGAGCACGAUACUUUCGAUCGCGAAACAUAUUUGCUGGAACUGAGAACAGCAGAUGAAGAAAAAAGAGAGGUCUUCUCGCACAAAUUUGAGGACCCGCGGCUAUUUGGUAUACUCGAACAACUCAAGCAUGCCAGUGCACUCGCCUCCGCAGAUCGGCAUUAUAGCCGUGUCCCGGCUGUAUGUUAUCAGUCCACACUAUUCCCACUUUCAGACAAGAAAUGUUUCAACCUUGAGACAGUUGUUCUUUGGAAAGAUUCUCUCGAGAUUCCCGAUCUAGCUCAUCUACAAGAUUCGGCUUUAGAAGUCUUCACAAAAUACGUACUGCAGGAGAGUCUUGAUCGCCCAUCUGGUAUUUCUCAGCAGCAUGAACGCCGGGAGAAAAUGCUGGGUUAUUUUCGAGCCUGGUCCCCUCGACAAUUCUACGAUAGCGUUCAUGUCCCCACGAACACGGAAGAAGCCUCGGCACACUUCAAAUGCCCCGGUCUGGAUUGUGAGCUUUUCCCCUUUCAAAGAAGAGCCGUUCGAUGGCUAUUGCAAAGAGAAGGAAUGGAAAUCCAGCAAGAUGGAAGAGUGGUUCCUGUUCAGAAGUCCUUGAAAAAUGGCAUUCCGGCAUCUUUCAAAGAAAUGAAAGAUGCCGAUGGCCGCACGUGCUACUUCAGUCAUCUUUUCAUGACGGUCACCACGGAUAUCUCUCAAUGGUAUGAUGCUGCAAAUUAUCUAAAGGGUGGGAUUCUUGCAGAAGAAAUGGGGCUGGGCAAAACGGUUGAGAUGAUCACCUUGAUGAGUAUGAACCGUCGACCAUCUGUGGAGCCCGCACUCAAGCCCGACUUUGACGGAUUGAGAUUGUCUGGUGCUACGUUGAUUAUAACACCCCCUGCAAUUCUCGAGCAAUGGAAGCAGGAGCUGGAACAACAUGCCCCAGCCCUGCGUGUCCACCAUUAUACUGGCAUCAAGCGUGGACAAGAGCAGUCGGAUGACAUGAUUGUGGGAGAGAUUGCUGAUUUCGAUGUUGUUCUCACCACUUAUCAUGUCAUCUCUCGAGAGAUUCACUACGCGGGUGCCGCCCCGAAACGAAGUCUCCGCCAUGAGAAGAGAUUUGAGCCAAGGAAGACACCCUUAGUUCGCAUCUCUUGGUGGCGCGUGUGUCUGGAUGAAGCCCAGAUGAUUGAGAACGGAGUUAGCAAUGCAGCCAAGGUGGCACGUUUAAUCCCUCGACACAAUGCCUGGGCUGUGACUGGGACACCGCUUCGCAGAAACAUAGACGAUCUUUUCGGUCUUUUGCUCUUUCUACAUUAUGGGCCAUUCUGUUACUCCAAUCCUCUGUGGAAAAGAUUGUAUUCGCGUUUUGGGCCGGUGUUGGUGAACAUUAUCAGUACCAUUGCUCUUCGGCAUAGCAAAGAUCGAGUGCGCGAUGAACUUCGGCUGCCCCCACAGAAGCGCGUUGUGAUAACAACUCCAUUCACUGCUGUGGAAGAGCAGCACUAUGGACAACUGUUCGAGGAAAUGUGUGAGCAAUGCGGACUUGCUGCAUCAGGUGCGCCUCUUCGGGGCGAUUGGGAUCCAGAAGACCCCGGCACUGUCGAGAGAAUGCGGACUUGGUUGACGAGGCUCCGUCAGACCUGUCUUCAUCCCGAGGUCAGUGGAAGCAAUCGUCGUGCGUUGGGGGCAGGCAAUGGCCCAUUACGCACUGUGGACGAGGUUCUGGAAGUCAUGAUCGAGUCCACCGAGACAGCCAUCCGCACUGAAGAGCGGGCAUUUCUACUAUCUCAACUGCGACGCGGUCAACUGCUGGAGAAUGCGAAGCGCCGCCAAGAGGCUCUCGCCCUUUGGCAGAGAGCAUUAGAUCAUGCUACAGAACUGGUUGAAGACAGCAGGCAGCAAUUGCGCAUUCAACGCCUUAAGACUCGGGGCGAUGCUGUGGAUGCCGGUGCUGCAGAUGCCGAUGCAGACGCCACAGAUAUAAACGAUUUGAGCGAUGACGAGACCGAAGAAGUAGACAAGAAUAGUCGCAUCGGCCAGUGUCGCCUGAAGCUACGGGCUGCCCUCGAGGUCCAGCACAUUGCUGUGUUCUUCACGGCCAAUGCAUUCUACCAGAUUAAGACCGACCCAAAGCUCACCGAUGCCGAGUCUGACGAGUUCAAGGCCCUUGAGAAAAGGGAAGAGGAUGGUUACGAGGCCGCGAAACUGAUUCGUAAGGAGAUGUUGACCGACAUCUCUCGAAAAGUUGAGCGCUACAUGAAAACCAUCAAGGAAAAGACGCAAAGCAAGCAAUUCGUGCAAAUUCCGAAAAUGAAGCCCUAUCUCUACAGCAGAGGACUUGAGUCCUACCGUCUUCUCAACAAGUUUGAAGACCUUUGUACCGCGCUGAACGAACAUGCCACGAAGUACAAGGAAUGGCGUGACGUGAUGAUCAAGCUGGUUUCGCAAUCCCUGAUUGAUCAGGAGGAGGAUGCAGAGCUGGAAGGCAAUGAAUAUGAACGGUCGACCAAACAUCAAGAUGAGAUGUAUGUCUAUAUGGAGGCUCUGCGCUCCAUGUAUGCUGAUCGGCAUGAUGCUCUUACUGGCCAAAAGAACAUUCUGAUCUCUCACGAAGUCAAAGCUGGUAUCAUUCAGGCCCAGAAGGGCGAGGGCCCUUCUCCAUCACUCUUCCUUUCAAUCAUGAAUACCCGCAGUGAACUUAUGCCUGAUGCUCAGCUUGGGUCACUCCGUGGGAUUGUGACUGAACUACGCAGCCUUGCCACAUCGCUUGAGUGGCAAGCUAGCGGAGGAAGCUCACGCGCCCAGGCUGAGCUUGAGAUGGUGUCGUUGGUUUUAAAGAAUGCUGGUCAAAUAAGCGCGGAGCAGUUGAAGGCUUCAGCCAACCUGGAGAGAGAGGUUGAGAUGUUCCGCGACACGAUGAACAACCGACUCGAGUAUUAUCGUCAUCUGCAGCAAAUCUCGGACACGGUCGCACCAUACGAUGAGGAAAGCGCUGGCAAGCCCUUGAAUGAUGCGCUUUUUGCUUCCAAGCUCAAGCAAGAGGAAGCUCUUGAUGGGAAAAUAUCCUCUUUGAAAUCCAAAAGACGGUAUCUUAUUCAUCUGAGAGAUGAUUCCGGGUCAGAAAAUAGUUCAAGGAUUUGCAUCAUCUGCCAGUCGAGCUUUGAAGUUGGUCUUUUGACCGUGUGUGGCCACAAGUACUGUAAAGACUGCCUGGAGAUGUGGUGGCGUCAACACCGAACUUGUCCGAUGUGCAAGAAGCCCCUGAAGCUGAACGACUUUCACCAGAUUACAUACAAGCCACAGCAGCUGGUUGCUCAAGAAGAAGAGCAACCAGUCAAACUCGACCAUGAGAAGCAUUCCCAGAAUGCUCUUUACAGUGACAUCAGUUCGGGGGUGCUCCGGGAAAUCAAAAACAUACAGCUCAAUGGCUCCUUCGGAACCAAGAUCGAUACUCUGGCACGCCACGUUAUGUGGCUUCGAGAGCAUGAUCCUGGAGCCAAGUCCAUUGUCUUUUCUCAGUACAGAAGCUUUUUGGCUGUCUUACAAAGGGCAUUCUCUCGCUUUGGGGUCGUGAGUUGCAGUGUCGAUACCGCAGGUGGCAUUGAACGGUUCAAGAACAACCCAGCGAUUGAGUGCUUUUUACUGCACGGCAAAGCCCAGUCGUCCGGUUUGACUUUGAUCCACGCAACCCAUGUUUUCCUGUGUGAGCCCUUAAUCAACACCGCGAUUGAGCUGCAGGCAAUUGCCCGAGUGCAUCGAAUUGGCCAGCAUCGCCCAACUACCGUGUGGAUGUAUCUAGUGUCUGGCACGGUGGAAGAGUCCAUUUAUGAGCUGUCGGUUGCUCGCCGACUUGCUCACAUCAUCGAGAAAGAGAAGCAAGAUAAAAGAAUACAAUCGGCAGGUCCUCCGGGUGAUGAAGCCGUGAUCAAUGGUCUUACCGAAACUGCUAUCGACUCGGCCAAUUCAAUGGAAAUCCAGGACGCAACCCUCACAAAUUUGAUGGCGAGUGGCUCAUCGGGUGGAGAACUGGUGAAACAGGAUGACUUAUGGCAGUGUCUCUUUGGACACACCGUCCAGAAAGAUGACGGUCGAUCGACCGAGGCCGAGAGGGAGGUGGGCAGAUUCUUGAGGGGGGAGGCUGCCGAGCAACGAAGAGAGUGA
Molecule: messenger RNA, 4479 nt
Organism: Penicillium alfredii
Lineage: Eukaryota; Fungi; Ascomycota; Eurotiomycetes; Eurotiales; Aspergillaceae
Exons: 4
Coding region: 1-4479 (1492 amino acids)
Biological process (GO): DNA damage response; protein polyubiquitination
Cellular component (GO): nucleus
Molecular function (GO): ubiquitin protein ligase activity; ATP binding; ATP-dependent chromatin remodeler activity
Source: RefSeq, a predicted model, not a curated record